CAAAGAAAACAAGCACUUUGGAAUGUGUCUCACUAGCCAAUAAAAUGGAGAGAGGAAAAUUCCUCCAUCUAGAAAGACUCACAGAGAAGGCUUCGUUCUGUCCCAGACCAAGUUAGUUCCCUCGGUAGUAUCUGGGCUGGGGCCAGAGAUCCAUACAGCAGACUCCGUGGUAGGACAGCCACUACUUUUCCAGCCCUGUCCCAGAUGUUGGGGUACACUUAUUCAUCAAGGAGCUGAGCCCAGCCCUGGAUUGUCUGGGGUCAGGAUGUCUUCAUGGCGACAUUCAAGACUGGUGACUUUCAUCAUGCUUAAGUUUUACUGAGUGUGAAAGUGGGCUUCAUGCCAGUACAGCAAUAGAGCAGCCCCGAUGGGAAGCCAGUUGGAGAAAAGUCAGCCCCCACUCCAGCCAUGAAGGAAGAUCGGCCUUGUGAGGCCGGCCCUACUGUGGGCCGCAGCACAUGCCUGUAGGUGAAAGUGGGUACCUGACGUGCUGGGUGCCCUAUCUCAUUCUCCAUGAAUAAUAUAGAAAGUUCUGAGGGGCAGGAGCUGCAAAAUCUGGGAAGCGGAGCCUGGGACAACCCUGCCUACAGUGGUCCUUCUACCCCCCAUGGGACACUGAGGAUCUGCACCAUCUCCAGUGCCGUGCCCCCCAAGCCCGAACCCAAGAAGCCUGAAGAUGGACCCCAGGGGAAGGCUCACGGGAUCCUGGUGUCCAGCUGCUGCCUCCAGAUUAGUCGAAGCAUCAGAGGACUUUGGGGAACAACCCUGACUGAGGACACUGCUGAGAACCGGGAACUUUAUAUCAAGACCACCCUGCGGGAGCUUUUGGUGUACAUCGUGUUCCUGGUGGACAUCUGUCUCUUGACCUAUGGAAUGACAAGCUCCAGUGCCUAUUACUACACCAAAGUGAUGUCUGAGCUCUUCUUACAUACCCCGUCAGACACCGGAGUCUCCUUCCAGGCCAUCAGCAGCAUGGUGGACUUCUGGGAUUUUGCCCAGGGCCCAUUACUGGACAGUUUGUAUUGGACCAAAUGGUACAACAACCAGAGCCUGGGCCGUGGCUCCCACUCCUUCAUCUACUAUGAGAACCUGCUUCUGGGGGUUCCGAGGCUGCGGCAGCUGAGGGUCCGCAAUGACUCCUGUGUGGUGCACGAGGACUUCCGCGAGGACAUUUUGAGCUGCUAUGACAUCUACUCUCCGGACAAGGAAGAGCAGCUCCCCUUUGGGCCCCUCAAUGGCACUGCGUGGACAUACCACUCCCAGGAUGAGCUGGGGGGCUCCUCUCACUGGGGUCAGCUCACAAGCUACAGUGGAGGUGGCUACUACCUGGACCUUCCGGGAUCCCGGCAGGGCAGUGCAGAAGCACUCCGGGACCUUCAGGAGGGCCUGUGGCUAGACAGGGGCACUCGGGUGGUCUUCAUCGACUUCUCAGUCUACAAUGCCAACAUCAAUCUUUUCUGUGUUCUGAGGUGGGUCCUCUUUCCCUACGGCAUCCCUCCAUCCGUGGUUCCUGGUUCCUUUUUCCUCUGCUUGAGACCCUUCCCUAAACAUACCCUGUGGUGGGGAUGGGGGUGGGGAGGGGAGGAACUGUCCCAGCCCAGCCCAGCGCCCCCGGACCUCUCCCCCUCCUCCCACAGACUGGUGGUGGAGUUUCCAGCUACCGGAGGUGCCAUCCCAUCCUGGCAAAUCCGCACGGUUAAGCUGAUUCGCUACGUCAGCAGCUGGGACUUCUUUAUCGUUGGCUGUGAGAUCAUCUUCUGCAUCUUCAUCUUCUACUAUGUGGUGGAGGAGAUCCUGGAGCUGCACAUCCAUCGGCUUAGCUACCUCAGCAGCAUCUGGAAUAUUCUGGACCUGGUGGUCAUCUUGCUCUCCAUUGUGGCUGUGGGCUUCCACAUAUUCCGAACUCUCGAGGUGAAUCGGCUGAUGGGGAAGCUCCUGCAGCAGCCAAACAUGUACGCUGACUUCGAGUUCCUCGCCUUCUGGCAGACACAGUACAACAACAUGAACGCUGUCAACCUCUUCUUUGCCUGGAUCAAGAUAUUCAAGUACAUCAGCUUCAACAAAACCAUGACCCAGCUCUCCUCCACGCUGGCCCGCUGCGCCAAGGACAUCCUGGGCUUCGCCGUCAUGUUCUUCAUCGUUUUUUUCGCCUACGCCCAGCUCGGCUACCUGCUGUUCGGGACCCAAGUGGAAAACUUUAGCACUUUCAUCAAGUGCAUUUUCACUCAGUUCCGGAUCAUCCUUGGGGACUUUGAUUACAAUGCUAUUGACAAUGCCAACCGCAUCCUGGGACCUGCCUACUUUGUCACCUACGUCUUCUUCGUCUUCUUUGUGCUACUGAACAUGUUCCUGGCCAUCAUCAAUGACACAUAUUCAGAGGUCAAGGAAGAGUUGGCUGGACAGAAGGAUGAGCUGCAGCUUUCUGACCUCCUGAAACAAAGCUAUAACAAGACCCUACUGAGGCUGCGUCUGAGGAAGGAGCAGGUUUCGGAUGUGCAGAAGGUCCUACAGGGUGGGGAGCAGGAGAUCCAGUUCCAGGAUUUCACCAACACCUUGAAGGAACUGGGGCAUGCAGAGCAUGAGAUCACUGAGCUCACAGCUGCCUUCACCAAGUUUGACCAAGAUGGGAAUCGCGUCCUGGAUGAGAAGGAGCAGGAACAAAUGCGACAGGACCUGGAGGAGGAGCGGGUGGCCCUCAACACUGAGAUUGAGAACUUGGGUCGGUCUGUUGUGAGGAAUCCACCAGGCGAGUCGCAUCCAGAGGCUGCCAGAGCCAGUGGCUGGGUUUCAGGAGAAGAAUUCUACACGCUCACAAAGAGAGUUCUGCAGCUGGAGACCGUCCUAGAAGGAGUCAUGUCCCAGGUUGAUGCUGUGGGCUCAAAGCUAAAGAUGCUGGAGAGGAAGGGGCGGCUGGCUCCCUCCCCAGGCAUGGGGCAUCAAGGCAUUUGGGAGCACCUACAGCCAGCUUCAGCUGUGACUCCCGUCCCCUGGGGAGUCCAGGGUGGGCCAGAGAGUGGUGGGGGAGGGGUCCUAAAGCACCAGACAGCAGAUGCCUCUCUCACUACCUCCCCAGAGGCCCUCUCUGCACAUGCGCUCCACUUCUAGGGCAGUAGUUCCCACCACCACUGCUGCUGCCAAGUCCCACCCUGUUUGGCCUUUUGAGCCAAUAUUUCUGUAGGUAGCUGGGCAUCAUGCUUGGGCUUGUAACUCAGUGUUACUGUGUGCAGCUAUGUAGCCGUGCAGCUCUGUGAAAUAACAUUUCCCACUGGGCCUCUCACUACCUGUGCUCUAAUCUCUACUUGCAGUAAUUAAAAAAAAAAAAAAAAGUCAAUAACAAACAGAAUAAAGGAAGGGAGGGUAAUGACUUUCUCUAAGCACCUGGAUAGCCAUGAUUUGUGAAAAAAGUGGAAGCCAAGAGAGUAGUGAUAUUGAGAUGUCUUCCUACUUUCCCGUGAAUUCUAUCCUUUGUGCA
Messenger RNA from Rhinolophus ferrumequinum (greater horseshoe bat), 3472 nucleotides. It is a transcript of the gene PKD2L1, whose product is annotated as polycystin 2 like 1, transient receptor potential cation channel. The record is from RefSeq and is a predicted model, not a curated record. Gene Ontology annotation, molecular function: calcium channel activity; calcium ion binding; muscle alpha-actinin binding. Gene Ontology annotation, biological process: detection of mechanical stimulus; potassium ion transmembrane transport. NCBI's taxonomy places the organism in Eukaryota, Metazoa, Chordata, Mammalia, Chiroptera, Rhinolophidae. Gene Ontology annotation, cellular component: membrane. The transcript is spliced from 15 exons. The coding region runs from base 514 to 3105 and encodes 863 amino acids.